CUGGUCGACGAUACCGGCCCCCAACCCGCGGGAAAUCGCCACGGGAGCUUCGCUACGACGCUUACCCGCCCGCCAUUAACAAUCGCAACCUGCCAACACCACCCCCCCCCCUUUCGCUUCUCUCGCGUCUCGCCACAACUUUAAUUUUGCGGAAAAGGCCCCCUCCAACUACCGGCGCUGGACGAACGUGGGCGAUGCUCCGGCCAUCGCCGUACCCGUCGCGGCGUCUCCUCCAGAGCGGCGACCCCAGCCGCAUCCCGGGCAUCCCCCCGGCCGAUCCGCCCGCCGGCGUCAGCUCAGAUGUCGUCGUCAUCCUCGCCGCCCUGCUCUGCGCGCUCAUCUGCGUAGUCGGCCUCGCCGCCGUCGCGCGGUGCGCGCGCUCCCGCCGCAACGCCAACGCCCACGCCAACCCCUCCUCGCCGUCCGGCAGCCCGGCCCACGCCCUGGCGGCCUUCGGCGGGGGCGGCGGCGGGCAUAACCAUGGUACCACAACUACUACGACGACAGGCGCGUCCGGGGGCAGCGUGACGACCACCAGCAAGGGGCUCAAGAAGAAGGCGCUCAAGGCGCUGCCGAAGCUGGCGUACGCGGACGCGGUGGCCGCGGCGGCGGCGGCGAGGGGCGCCGUGGCGGGGGGCGAGGAGGAGGAGGGGCAGGACGGGAUCCUCGCGGAGUGCGCCAUCUGCCUGACGGAGUUCGGCGAGCGGGAGGAGGUGCGCGUGAUGCCGCAGUGCGGCCACGGGUUCCACGUCGACUGCGUCGACACCUGGCUGCGCUCCAACUCCUCCUGCCCGUCCUGCCGCCGCCCCAUCGUCCUCGACGACCCCGCGCCGCCCAAGCGGUGCCGCAAGUGCGAGGAGACCAUCCUGGAGGCCGUCAUCGCCUCCUCGUCGUCGUCGGCCGGCGGCAGCCGCGGCGGCGGCCGUGGGGGAUUCUUGCCGUAGUAGCAGUAGAAGAGCCGUCAUGUCCCCUGGCGGGUGGGUCCAGGUCGGUGUGGGUAGUUGAGCUGCUCCUUUCUGCUGCUGGCCCACGCUGCAGUACUACCGCAGUGAAGUCUUUCUUCUCAAGAAAUGGAAGGGAGAAUA
Triticum dicoccoides is the source of this 1085-nucleotide messenger RNA. RefSeq names its product probable E3 ubiquitin-protein ligase ATL44. NCBI's taxonomy places the organism in Eukaryota, Viridiplantae, Streptophyta, Magnoliopsida, Poales, Poaceae. The coding region runs from base 195 to 944 and encodes 249 amino acids. The record is from RefSeq and is a predicted model, not a curated record. The transcript has a single exon.